CGUCUCCUUAGUAGACUACAAACCAGUCGCAAUUCAGCUUGGUAAUACUUGUGUAUAUGUAAAUAGCACGAGGCGGUACGGCCCUAAAGUUCUACACUUCAGUCACGUGUCGAGUUCAAUGUACCGCAGUUCAGAUCUGUGCACAUACAUUAGAUCUAUGGCCAUCUUGAAUGGGUGUGUCGCCAUACAUGUAUUCUGGCACUCGUAAAUGAAAUAUUAAGAUAAAUCAUGACACCUUCGCUUAUCUUCGGUCUGGUUGCUGUUAUCGUCACUACCGGAAACAGAGUCUCCGGACAGGAAGUUGACACUACGCAUGGCAGAGUCACAGGUCUGCGAACUGCCGUCCUCGGGAAAUCCAUCGAUACCUACUAUGGCAUACCUUUCGCCAAACCACCAAUAGGAGACCUUAGGUUUAAGCACCCACAACCCAUUGAACCCUGGCGACCGGAGGUCAAGAACGCCCAAUCGCUGAAACCUUCAUGUCAACAACCAACGCCGGCUCCAAAUGGCAUGUCCUGGAGGACGACCCCGCCGACUUUCAGCGAGGAUUGUCUCUACAUCAAUGUAUGGGCACCAGCCAGCAUACCAACAAAUACCAACCUCGCAACCAUGGUAUGGAUCUAUGGUGGUUCCUUCACAUUCGGCUCCAUCAACAUGCCAUUGUAUGCCGGCAAGUAUCUUGCCGCCGAGAAGAACGUCAUCGUAAUGUCCAUAAACUACCGUGUAGGAGCGCAUGGAUUUUUGUACCUCAGCCCUGACACGUUUCCAGGCAACCAGGGACUCAUGGACCAGACUCUUGCCUUGCAGUGGAUUCGAGACAAUGUUGAGAGAUUCGGCGGAGAUGCAAACAGGAUUACCAUAUUUGGAGAAAGCGCCGGGGCAGCAUCAGUUGGACAUCUGUUGUUAUCCCCCAAAUCACGUGACCUCUUCACCCGUGCCAUUCUACAAAGCGGAUCCCCUCUUCCAGUAUGGGCAGCACAGGAACCGUCAGCUGCUGUUGGCAGCGCCAGAAGACUUGCGAUGUUAGCCAACUGCUCUGCCAGAUCUGAUGCUGAUAUUUACCAUUGCAUCAAAGACCUUCCUCCAGGAACUGUUCUAAAUUACCAGGCACAGGUCUUUGGCAUUGGAGGGAUAGCUUUCGCUCCUGUCGUUGACGGUUUCUUCUUACCAGACACUCCAAUAUCUCUUGUAGAAAAAGGUCAAAUGAAGAAAACUGAACUCUUAAUAGGUGUCAACAGGAAUGAAGGUACUCUAUUUCUUCCAGUCUCUCUGCCAACGAUAUUUACACUAUCAGAUCGAUUAAACGUGAGCAGGACACAAUUCCUGGUAGCAAUGAGAUCGUACGCGGCACUAAAUGGCCUGCCAUCGACAAUAGUCAAGGCAAUCAUGGCUCAAUACGAUGAAGUUCAAGUUCCUUCUCUACGUAAAGACUACGUUGAAACUACGGACGACAUCCUGGGAGACAGCUACUUCAAAUGUCCAGCAGCCAAACUGGCGGACUUCUACGCAGCAGCGGACGACGUGUACUUCUACUCCUUCGACCACCGGCUCGGCGCUUUGGUUGCACCGGCAUGGAUGGGAACUUUUCAUUCGGCUGAGAUAGAGAUGGUGUUUGGCCUUCCUCUCGGGAAUGAUUUCACAGCUUCAGAGGCGGAAAAAAUAACAAGUCGGAGCAUGAUGACAUACUGGGCGAAUUUUGCUAAAACUGGGAACCCUAACCUACCGGAGACGCCCGGCUUCCAGUGGCCAAGGUACACCACAGAUGAUGAAACCUACCUUGUCUUCACGGAUGCAGGGCAGCGCACCAGUCAGGGCGUGAGGAAACAGCAGUGUGUGUUCUGGGACACUCUGGUGCCACUGAUUCUCGAGAACGAGGAGACGCCUCCUGGAACGACGACAGAGAGGGUGGUUUACGUCUGUCCAAACCACGGAAGCAGAAUCUCCGUUUCAUUGGAAGUGUUGUUGGGCGUGGCACUUGCAGCUCUAUUAAGCUUUACUAAAUAAACACUCACAUCAACUGGAA
Haliotis rubra (blacklip abalone) is the source of this 2023-nucleotide messenger RNA. Its product is annotated as acetylcholinesterase-like. Lineage: Eukaryota; Metazoa; Mollusca; Gastropoda; Lepetellida; Haliotidae. Bases 229 to 2004 code for a protein of 591 amino acids. The transcript has 5 exons. Gene Ontology annotation, molecular function: cholinesterase activity. The record is from RefSeq and is a predicted model, not a curated record.